AUGGCUCCAAGGGCUCCCACAUCACCUUCGCCAGGCGGCAGCUACAUGAUCGAUUGCGAAGUGGUCGAAAGGGGAUGUCUGGAACAGGCAGAAGAUCUGGGUCUCGACAUGCGCCGAACCACAGAGCCGGGUGUAUUCGAAGCCGAUUUCGAUUUCGAUUUCGGGAUCCUUGAGGGUAUGGUGAUUAUGCGUACCGAGGAGAAUAUUUUGAAGCUGCAUUGCUCUCGGUUAGAUCGGAAUGCUGGGGCUGGGGAAGAAGAUGACAGUGAGGAGGAUGGAGAUGGCGAAGAGAGCGAAGAGGACGAGGACGAGGACGAGGACAGAAAGCCCACCGCAAGCUCCGAGAGAAAAGUUGGAGGUUCUACAGGCCGAGAGGCCGCCCAAAAAAGUCCAAGGUAG
Drepanopeziza brunnea f. sp. 'multigermtubi' MB_m1 is the source of this 399-nucleotide messenger RNA. RefSeq lists its product as uncharacterized. The record is from RefSeq and is a predicted model, not a curated record. Lineage: Eukaryota; Fungi; Ascomycota; Leotiomycetes; Helotiales; Drepanopezizaceae.